AUGGAGAGAGAGGGGGAGCUUCGACAUUUCCUCCAUGAGCGUCAUCUGUUGAUCUUUAAUGAAGAGCUAGACAAGGAUUAUAGAAUACCAUAUUGCGAUGGGUGCAGAAAAAAAAUAUCGGGUCCUAAUUACAGUUGCAAAGAGUGCGGUGACUUCAUCAUUCAUAAAUCAUGUGCAGAACUACCCCGCGAGUUGGAGCACCCGUUGCACCCCAAACAUCCCCUCCUUCUCACCCAUUAUUAUUUGUACGGGAAGAAACGCAAAUGCGAUGGUUGCAAUAGAGAGCAUAUAUGGGGCUUGAGUUACCAUUGUUCUGACUGUAAUUUUAGCCUUGAAAGUACAUGUGCUUCUCUACCGCUCACCGUCCAAGCUGAAAUUCAUCAUGAACACCCAUUGACCCUCAUGCGGAGAUCUGUUUCUUUCACUUGCGACGCCUGUGGGAAAGAAGGCAAAGGCAUGUUUUACUUAUGUGCUCUCUGCCCAUUUUUGGUCCAUACAGAAGAAUGUAUUUUUGGUCCAUUGCUUGUCAAACAUAUCCGUCACAGACACCCUCUUCACCUCACCAAAUCCCUCAAGCCUCAGCUCAAUCAAUCUGACCAUCGACUUUGCCUACUCUGUGUUAAAAAUGUGAACACAAACUACAUGGUUUAUUAUUGCUCUAGUUGUGAUUUCGUUACCCAUCUUCAUUGUGCUGCAAAUAUAAAUAUGGAAGGGGAACAGUGGGAGCGUAUUGAAUCAACAAGUAUGGCUAAAUACGAAGAUCCGGGGCUUGAUGGCGGAUCUAUUGAUCCAUUACCAUAUGUUGUCGAGAAAUCCAAACUGGGAGAGGACAAUAUUGAAAUAGCCGUGGAAAUCAAACACAUUAGUCACGAGCAUGACUUGAAGCUUAUUGAUGAGCAGCUCGAGAACGAUGAAAAAUGUGACGGGUGUAUGUGGCCUAUCUCACCUCCAUUUUACACAUGUACUCAAUGCAGAUUCUUUCUUCACAAAUCUUGUGUUGAAUUACCCAGCAAAAAUUCACACCCACUUCAUCAACACCCCCUCAUUCUCCUCACCGAGUCACUUUAUGUUAAUAAGUAUUUUAUUUGCAAUGCUUGUAGACGCCGUUCUAAUGGCUUCGUCUACCAUUGUGACAAAUGCAACUUCGACCUUGAUGUCCAAUGCAGUUUGAGAUCUGACAUCAUGAACCAUAAAGGUCAUGAGCCACACCAACUUAUUCUCUCCAGCACAUCAAAUGAUGAGAAGUGCAGUUCUUGUGAUAAUGACGGAAUAAUUUUUUGUUGUGCUUCCAGUGAUGAUUGUAAAUUUACUCUGGAUUUCAGAUGCGCUACACUACUGGCUAUCAUAAGAUACAGAUCAUAUGAACAAUUGUUCACACUUUGUUAUAAAAGUGAAGAUGAUUCUGAUGACGAGUAUUAUUGUGAUAUUUGUGAACAACCACGAAAUCCAAAGUAUUGGUUCUACUAUUGUGCAGAUCUCGAUUUUCCUGCGCACCCCAAAUGCAUUCUUGGAGAAUAUCCAAAUAUCAAGUUUGGGAAGACUUAUAAGUUUGACACGCACGAACAUCCCCUCGCUUUUGUUGACAAGAGCAAGGGCGCCCAUCCUCGAUGUAAUAAAUGUGGUGAUUUUUGCGAUGGUUUGAGUUUUGAAUGUGUCAAAUGUAAUUUUAGUCUUCACGCUGACUCUUGGUGCUUAAGAAGAUGA
Molecule: messenger RNA, 1704 nt
Organism: Alnus glutinosa
Lineage: Eukaryota; Viridiplantae; Streptophyta; Magnoliopsida; Fagales; Betulaceae
Exons: 1
Coding region: 1-1704 (567 amino acids)
Source: RefSeq, a predicted model, not a curated record